Ziziphus jujuba (common jujube) is the source of this 4766-nucleotide messenger RNA. Its product is annotated as DELLA protein GAIP-B. The transcript has a single exon. Gene Ontology annotation, biological process: hyperosmotic salinity response; negative regulation of seed germination; negative regulation of gibberellic acid mediated signaling pathway. Gene Ontology annotation, cellular component: nucleus. Gene Ontology annotation, molecular function: DNA-binding transcription factor activity; sequence-specific DNA binding. The record is from RefSeq and is a predicted model, not a curated record. Bases 291 to 2255 code for a protein of 654 amino acids. Lineage: Eukaryota; Viridiplantae; Streptophyta; Magnoliopsida; Rosales; Rhamnaceae.
AAGAAAGUGGGGGGUCAAAAUUGUUAUUAUUUUUCGCUCUCUGAUGAUGAAGUAGCAGUGGUAGUGAAAAACCAAGCAAAACCCCCCAAUCCCCAAUGUUCAGACUCUUCACCUAUUCCUAGCUCCUUCUUCUUCACCUUUUGGUUUUCUGAAACCGAAAAACGAAAAAAAAAAAAAAAAAAAAAAAAACCCACCAACAACAAAUCCAAAAUAACAAAACCCAGAUUGAAAAUACCUGAAAUCCAUAUCCUAAAAUUCCAGAAUUAAGAGAGGAAAAAGAAAAGAAAAAAAUGAAAAGAGAGCAUCAUAAUCAUCUUCUAUAUCACCAUCAUCAUCAAAAUCUUAAUCCUCCCCUGUCAGAUACUUCUAUGGGUACGAGUCCAAGUGGUGGAGGAUACGAUUAUACCACCGGAGUUGCAGCCGGAAAAGCUUGCAAGAUGUGGGAAGAGGAGCAAGAUGGUGGCAUGGAUGAGCUUUUGGCUGUUUUGGGUUACAAAGUGAAGUCGUCGGACAUGGUUGAGGUAGCUCAGAAGCUCGAACAGCUUGAAGAAGUUAUGGGUAGUAGUGGUGAUGGUCUUUCUCAUCUUGCAAACGAAACCGUUCAUUAUAACCCUUCCGAUCUAUCCACGUGGUUGGAGAGCAUGCUCACGGAGCUGAAUCCACCUCCCAAUUUCGACUCGGUAAUGGCAGUGCCACCCCUACAACCACAGUUGCAACCACCACCACCUCAGCCGCCGCUCGACGAUUCGUCGUUCUUGGCUCCUGCAGAGUCGUCCACCAUCACCUCCAUUGAUUUCCCAGAUCGGAAUCAGAGAAACCAGAGCAGCAGUACUUGUGUUUUCGAAGAUGCUUCCUCUUCCGAUUACGAUCUCAAAGCUAUUCCCGGAAAAGCCAUUUACGGUCAAAAAACCACCACCGCCACACAGCUCGAUUCCUCGUCUUCUUCUUCCAGAGAAACCAAGCGCCUCAAAACCUCAUCAGGUUCGACCUCAUCGGAACUCUUCGCCACCACCACGUCAUCUUCGAUUGCCGCACCGCCGCCAUCGCUGCCGCCAACUUAUAACAACAACAGCACCACCGUCAACGGCGACUCUCCAUCGACUCGCCCGGUUGUCCUGGUCGACUCACAGGAAAACGGAGUACGACUCGUCCACGCACUGAUGGCCUGCGCGGAAGCCGUUCAGCAGAACAAUCUCAACAUUGCAGAAGCGCUGGUGAAACAGAUCGGCUACUUGGCGAUGUCUCAGGCGGGUGCUAUGCGUAAAGUGGCGAUGUAUUUUGCCGAAGCUUUGGCUCGGAGAAUCUACAGGAUUUAUCCCGAAAACCCUCUCGACCAUUCCUUCUCAGAUAUCCUUCAGAUGCAUUUCUACGAAACCUGUCCUUACCUCAAAUUCGCUCAUUUCACCGCCAACCAAGCCAUUCUCGAAGCUUUCCAAGGCAAAAGCCGAGUACACGUUAUCGAUUUCUCCAUGAACCAAGGUAUGCAGUGGCCGGCUCUUAUGCAAGCUCUGGCUCUCCGUCCCGGCGGUCCACCGGCUUUCCGGUUAACCGGAAUCGGACCUCCUGCUCCGGACAACUCCGAUCACCUUCAAGAAGUGGGUUGGAAGCUCGCCCAAUUGGCCGAAAGCAUUCACGUCGCUUUCGAAUACAGAGGCUUCGUCGCCAACAGCUUAGCUGAUCUCGACGCUUCCAUGCUCGAACUCAGACCGAGUGAGGUUGAGUCGGUGGCUGUCAACUCGGUCUUCGAGUUGCAUAAGCUCUUGGCUCGACCCGGAGCGAUCGAGAAGGUCUUAUCGGUCGUUAGGCAGAUUAAGCCUGAGAUCGUGACCAUGGUAGAACAAGAAGCGAACCAUAACGGACCUGUUUUUUUGGACCGGUUCAACGAGUCGCUGCACUAUUACUCGUCCCUGUUCGACUCAUUGGAAGGCUCGGUGAGCAACCAGGACAAGGUCAUGUCGGAGGUGUAUUUGGGUAAGCAAAUUUUGAACAUCGUGGCCUGCGAAGGACUUGAACGAGUGGAGCGACAUGAAAAGCUGAAUCAGUGGCGGAAUCGGUUGGGAUCGGCCGGGUUUUCGUCGGUGAGUCUCGGGUCCAACGCGUACAAGCAAGCGAGCAUGUUGCUGGCGCUGUUCGCCAGCGGUGAUGGGUACAGGGUGGAAGAGAACAAUGGGUGUCUGAUGCUGAGUUGGCAUACUCGUCCUCUCAUUGCCACUUCGGCUUGGCAACUCGCCGCCAAACCAGUUACAACUCACUGAGUCGAAAAAGCUCACGAGUCGGGUCAACCCGUUCCCCCCCCCCUCUCUCUCUCUCUCUCUCUCUAUACCCAUUUUCAAUUUUUCUAACCCUGCGGUGGUGGGGUUGUUAAUGUGCUUAGGUGAGCUGGGUUUCUUACUCGGUUUUCAGACCCACAAUGACCCACCAUUUUUCUAUUGUGUCUCAAAAUUUCUACCUUUUCUUUGCCCUUUUCUCUUUUGUUUCUAAUUUUAUUUUAUUUUUAGUUAUUUUUCUUUAGGUUUUUUCUGUUUUUGGGUUGGAAUCUUUUGUAAUUUCCGGGUGGAAAAAAAAGAAAAAAAAAAAAAAGCUCAAUGUGCAUUGAUGUCUAUAAAUUAUAUAUCUUUUUUAGGUAAUAAAAAAAAAUUAGAACUUUUUCCAAGAUUGGUUUGGUGAUUAAGUAAAAGUGGGAAGUAGCAAAAUGGCUUUAGUCAUAUUUGUAAUGAUGAUGGGAGUGAGUUGGCAAAGUAGAAAAUUUGGGAUUGAAAAACCUAUUUUACCAAUCUGAAAAUCUAGUCUUGGUUCAGGAGGACCUGAAAUUUUGCUAAAAAUGCGAAUAUGCUUUUACUACAAACAAUAAAAUACAUGGAAAAGAAAAGAAAAAAAAAACAAUAAAGGAUGUAACAUAUAUAUAUAUAUAAAUAUAUAUUGAAGCAUCAACUCAAAAUUCAUUGAUGAGAAGUAAUUGCAUUUCCAAUUUCCAGAAAACUAAUAAUAGAGAUUACAGAAUCCUCUUUUAUGUCAGGGAGGCACAAUCAUAAGAAAGUGAAAAAGCCUUCACUCAUGUCAAAUUCUUUAUUGUGAUAUACCCUCAACUUUCCUGGAACAAGCUUUCGCUUUUAUUUAUUAUUAUUUUUACCACUUCUUUAUUAUGAUGGUCAUGUUCAUGUACAUUACUUUUUCUCUGACUCUUUCUCUAGCUCUGGAUUGUUAUAUGUAUGUAUAUAUAUUUUUUUAACCAAAGCUGUUCUUUUACUUUCUUGUUUUUCGUUCUCCAGUUCAUUCCACGAAAUGUUGUACAGUAAGAAUUUUUCACACACACACACACACACACGCGCACGCACAAAAAAUCUAAAAUUGUUAUGCAUUUAAUGAUUUUACAAGGUGUCAAAAAAUUUUGUGAGCGUAUAAAAUUUCGCCCCCAAAUUGAAGACCCAAUUGGUUAAUAACAAUAAAAUUUUAUAACAGGUUAAUUUUAUGUAUUCAAUGACCAUUGAAGAUUGAGUUUCUUGUUUUUUUUUUUUGGGCUUAUCUCUGAUAUGUCGAAUUGUAGACCCAUCCGAAUAAACCAUAUAAUUUAUAUACAUCUAUGUUGCUAAUUCAAAUCUUCAAAUUUAUUAAUGAGCGAUUAAAAGUAUAUACCAAAAUAAAAUUGAUAGUAAUUUAAAAUUUUAAAGUAAACCCAUGAAAAAGGAGGUUUUGACACUUAUGGUCAAAAUGAAGUGUUUUUCUUUUUCUUUUUUUGGGCCAUAGAAAUUAAAAAAGCUAAUAAAUUUGUGAUUUGUAGGUGAGUGCAAGGUAAGAAUCCAUGAUUUUAAUGGCAUUUAAUUAUAUGUUGUGGAGCACGAUUUAAAUGCUAGGUUCAUUUAUUGUUAUAGCUAGUAGCUCGGGUAAAUUAAGCAACAAACUGAGUCUAACAUGCACGAUGUCAUCAUCGCUAUCUGAUAAAUAGGUAUAGAUCCAUGCAAACUGUAUUUAAUACGCCGCAUUUGCGCAUUAAUCAGCAUUAUUAUUGAUCAAUUUAUCAGAAUUCUUUCUUAAUAGGGCCAGGUACUUAAAAAUAUAUAAUCAACAGCAAGUUUUUUUUGGAAGGUACGAAUCAAUAAAUAAAUAUACAUAUGUGUAUACAUAUAUAUAUAUAUAUAUAUAUGUGUGUGUGUGUGUGUGUGUGUGUAAAUAAGGUGGUGGCCACCUACAUUAUGUUCAUAAUUCAAUUAUUGCAAGAUUUAGUUUUUUUUUUUAUUAUUUUUUAUAUAAAUUGGAACAUAAUGCAGCAUGAUAAUUGAGGUGGAUGCUUUAGGUAUUGCCCAAUCAUCUAGACCUCAUGCAAAGUAGACUAAACAAAGACAUAUAAUCUUGGCAAUUAGUCGACCUUGUUUAAUACAUAAUAGAAGAGUAGCAUGGAAUUAUCAUUUAAUUGAAGAGUGAGAAAAAAAAAAAAAAAGCAUCAUGUUAAUCUUUAAGCAUUGGACUAGCUACCUCAUCAAAACUAAUGCUCAACUACACAUAUAUAAGUUGAAGCAUUGGAUUAUGAAAAAUAAUGCAUGUUACACUAUGUUUUAUGCACCAACAAAAUUAAGACCAUGGAAUUCUUUAAUACCCACUUGCUCCUACCUUGGAACAAGUCUGAAAAAUUAUUGCCUGACCCACCGCUCCCAUUCUCACUAGUCGAACUUGGAUAUCCACAUCACAAGCCACCCAAUUCAAUCCCCACAAAACCAAAUUCUUACAUUACCUUUUUUUCCCUCCUCUAUCAUCCCCUGAAAAAAAAAAGG